CCUGUGAGUGCAGUGUCAACAUUUCACAUCUCUGAGGCAAAGUGCCAGCACGGACAGUGUCCACACAGCCCAUAGCAGCUCCGUGCCAGCCUGAUUGCUAACCUAUACUGUUUGCGUGACGAUUCUCCCAGAAAAAAUGCACUAACAGCCUCAGCAGAGAUCGGACACCUAGCAGAGAAGGAUGAACAGCGAGGAGGAGUUUUUUGAUGCCGAAGCAGGCACCGACUCGGACAACUCAUCCGCAGAGUUUGUGGACACUAACCAUAGGAGUUUGGACAUGACCGUCACAGAGCCAGCGUCAGCCGCCAAGGUGGAGAGCAGCCUACAGGAAAAUGGGGUGAAGAAACCUCGGCAAUGCCUGCCAGCCCCGAUGUUCUCCAGAAAUAAUUUCAGUAUUUGGAGCAUCUUAAAGAAAUGUAUCGGAUUGGAGCUGUCAAAAAUCACCAUGCCCAUCGUCUUUAACGAGCCGCUAAGCUUGCUUCAGAGAAUCACAGAGUACAUGGAACACACAUAUCUAAUUAACAAGGCCUGCUCCUGUGCGGACCCUCUGCAAAGAAUGCAGGCUGUGGCUGCGUUUGCUGUCUCUGCAGUUGCAUCUCAAUGGGAGCGAACUGGAAAGCCAUUUAACCCUCUGCUAGGAGAGACCUAUGAAUUAGUAAGGGAAGACCUGGGCUUCCGGUUUGUCUCCGAACAAGUCAGCCACCACCCCCCAGUUAGUGCCUUUUAUUCGGAGGGGCUGAAUAAGGACUAUAUUUUUCACGGCUCCAUUUAUCCCAAGCUCAAAUUUUGGGGGAAAAGUGUGGAGGCCGAACCCAAAGGUGCCAUUACCUUGGAGCUGCUAAAGCAUAAAGAGGCUUAUACAUGGACUAACCCCACCUGCUGUGUACACAAUGUCAUCAUUGGCAAGUUAUGGAUUGAGCAGUACGGCACGGUGGAGAUCGUCAAUCACAGAACCGGAGAUAAAUGCAUCCUGAACUUCAAACCAUGCGGCCUGUUUGGGAAGGAGCUGCACAGAGUGGAGGGCUACAUACAAGACAAGAACAAGAAGAAGCUGUGUGUGAUUUAUGGAAAGUGGACGGAGUGUCUGUGGAGUGUCGAUCCCACCACUUAUGACAGUUCUAGGAAAUCUGAAAAGAAAGGAGGGGGGGAGCAGCGAAAAUCCAAACAGAAUGAGCCAUCGGUGAAUUCCGUAGAAGAUGAGGAAGAUGAUAUGCCGGAGGUUCAGGAGACGGUGCAGGUGGUACCAGGUAGUAAACUACUGUGGAGGAUUGUCAGUAGACCACCAAAUUCCUCCCAGAUGUACAACUUCACUAACUUUGCUGUCGCUCUCAAUGAAUUGGACAAGGAACUAGAAGCCACUCUGGCGCCAACAGACUGCCGUCUGCGACCUGACAUCAGAGGCAUGGAGAAUGGGGAUCUAGAUCAGGCCAGUAAAGAGAAGGAGAGAUUAGAAGAGAAACAAAGAGCAUCACGAAGAGAACGAGCCCAAAGCAACGAGCAAUGGAGAACUAGGUGGUUUACCCAAGGAACGAACCCACACACGCGGACGUCAGACUGGAUCUACACAGGGGGAUACUUUGAUAGAAAAUUCACAGACUGUCCUGAGAUUUAUUGAUCACCAAAACCACUGUUUUUUCCCUCAGACUGGAAGGGUCACACGGACAUUUGCACCGGAGCAGCUGCUCACUAACUGUGUCUACGGGAAAGCCGAUCUAUUUACACCUCUUUAGUUUUUUUUGAAGUUUUUCUUUUUUUUUUUUUUUCUUUUAGGAAAGAUUUAAAGAAUUGACAUUGUACCACAAUCAGGGAACUAAUUAUUUAAUUGCUGCCGUUUGCCAAACGAAAACAUGACGGCAUCCACCUGUAUAUGAGUAUAUGUUUACCAAUGUACAAGGCUACGUGGAUUUAAAUUUCUCAGAUCAGCGAGGUCACCAGUAAACGUAUAACCCUGAUUAUCAUGAUUUGUUUAGAUUCUAUGGAAGGAGCUUUGACAUUCACUGGGAGAAGGAGAGAACGUUUGGGUUUCCUGUAGUGUUUGACUAUGAGCUUUAACAUCCUUCCUGGGGCCACAUUCACUAAGCAGUGCUUCGAGACCGCUUACCAUUCGCCAGACCAUAACGUGACAUUUAAGAUCAAUAGCGCUUGUGACAAUUUGGUUAUAAAAAGCACAGAUUUGUUUUCAAUAUAGAA
This is a messenger RNA of Pelobates fuscus (common spadefoot toad), 2190 nucleotides long. It is a transcript of the gene OSBPL2, whose product is annotated as oxysterol binding protein like 2. The transcript is spliced from 14 exons. NCBI's taxonomy places the organism in Eukaryota, Metazoa, Chordata, Amphibia, Anura, Pelobatidae. Bases 182 to 1615 code for a protein of 477 amino acids. Gene Ontology annotation, molecular function: cholesterol binding. Gene Ontology annotation, cellular component: intracellular membrane-bounded organelle; perinuclear endoplasmic reticulum; cytosol. The record is from RefSeq and is a predicted model, not a curated record.